AUGGCAGAUAGAAGAAAAGGGAAGGUGACCGAGGGUUUGAAGAACUAUAAGCGAAAGGAUCAAUCGGAGAGGUUUUCGGGUACACCCUAUGCAUUUCGCCCUAAAUUCACUCAGGGGAAUUCGAGUGACAAUCAUGGAGGUCCGACUGUUUGUAGCAGAUGUGGAAAAUCUCAUCCUGGAGUUCGUUGUGACGGUCAGCUCAUCACUUGCUAUUACUGCCAUGAGCCGGGACAUGUUAAGAGGUUUUGCCCCAAGUUAGUUGGAGCUCCGAAUGCAUUUGAGAGGACCCCGGUUCCACAGCAGCAAGAUCGUACACUGCCAUUGGCACCUCAGCGUGCAAGAGGAGGGGGAAGGAGUGGCCAGAAAGGUCACAUUAAUGUCAUGACGAGAGGGCAAGUUGUGGAGAACCAGGGAGACGUCAUGACCGGUACGUUCUUGGUGAAUUAUUUACCUGUGGUUAUUCUCUUUGAUUCCGGUGCAUCCCUUUCUUUCAUAUCGAGUAGAUGUGCUAAGAGGUUAGAAUUAGAUUCUCGAGUAGAGGUUUCGGUGGAGAUUAGGCUACCUUCAUGA
Messenger RNA from Andrographis paniculata, 570 nucleotides. RefSeq lists its product as uncharacterized. Gene Ontology annotation, molecular function: zinc ion binding; nucleic acid binding; aspartic-type endopeptidase activity. Gene Ontology annotation, biological process: proteolysis. Lineage: Eukaryota; Viridiplantae; Streptophyta; Magnoliopsida; Lamiales; Acanthaceae. The transcript has a single exon. The record is from RefSeq and is a predicted model, not a curated record. Bases 1 to 570 code for a protein of 189 amino acids.